AUGGAUGACUCACUAUCUGAAGAGUCUGAAUCGGAUACUCCUGAUGACUCGGAGAGCGCAGAUAACGGCAGCAAGGCCACGCAGGAGCGAACCAGCGUCGCGCUCGAUGACUCCAUCCAAGUGCUGGCAACUGAGCUCGUGGACGCCCCCGCCUCGAAAGCCCAGCGCGAGCAGGCCGAGGCCGCGAAGACACAGGCUCCAAACGUCCCCACCUAUCAAGCCAAGCGCGCGGAGACUCAGACCAAGAAAGUUGACACCAGAGAGAAGAGCAGCAACGACAAGAAGGGAACUAAGAUCCGCUACCACAACGGCGACGACGACACCAUGGAAGACUCCCCACGUCCCUCCGUUCCCCGCUCGCUUCGCGAGGUCCUUCGAGUUGUCAAUUGGGGUUGGCAGGAGAAUCUGCAGCAGUGCGUCGCUUUCGGUCAGUUCUUUGGUUGUGGUCCCCACUCCAUGGCUAGUGGCAUAGCCAUAGUCAUCCUCACAACCAUUGCCGAGUUCUGCUUCGCCGUGCCCUGGUACUGGCUCUUCGUGCCCUGGUACUGGCUCGUCGCUGUGGGCUUCAUCCGCACCAUGUGGCCCGCUGGCAUCUGCGGAUGAAUCGCGCCCAAUCAGACAGCUAUCGACCAGGUUUCCACUGACGACGACGACCACAACGACGACGACAUUAUGGAAGCUCCUUCGCCUUCUCUCUCUCCC
Aplosporella prunicola CBS 121167 is the source of this 702-nucleotide messenger RNA. RefSeq lists its product as uncharacterized. NCBI's taxonomy places the organism in Eukaryota, Fungi, Ascomycota, Dothideomycetes, Botryosphaeriales, Aplosporellaceae. The transcript is spliced from 4 exons. The record is from RefSeq and is a predicted model, not a curated record. The coding region runs from base 1 to 603 and encodes 200 amino acids.